Lithohypha guttulata is the source of this 1098-nucleotide messenger RNA. RefSeq lists its product as uncharacterized. The coding region runs from base 1 to 1098 and encodes 365 amino acids. The transcript is spliced from 2 exons. NCBI's taxonomy places the organism in Eukaryota, Fungi, Ascomycota, Eurotiomycetes, Chaetothyriales, Trichomeriaceae. The record is from RefSeq and is a predicted model, not a curated record.
AUGCUACCAUCACCAAGUGCUUCUUUCACCCUGCCUAGUUCGCAUGACAAUCUGGAAAUCGACUGCAGGCUGUACUUCCCUCGACCAAGGGCUCAGAACCGCGAGGCUGAAGGAGAAACAUACGUCAAAGGUUGUGCUAUCUUCGCCCAUCCAUACGCGCCUUUAGGAGGUUGUUAUGACGAUCCUGUCGUUCAAUCUGUGGGCUCGUUACUUCUGAAGCAGGGCUUCUUGCUCACCACAUUCAAUUUUAGAGGUGCCGACAAAUCCCCAGGUCGGACUUCUUGGACGGGAAGGGCUGAGGUUGGUGACUAUGUGUCUCUGUACAUAUUUACAUUAGCUUUCCUUAAUGCGCCUCACAUCGUGGAGCAGAUGACUCAUGGUUGUCCAUUGUUGGUCUUGGGAGGCUACUCUUAUGGAAGCAUGGUCGCAGCUCAUCUACCAGGAAUUGACACGAUGCUCAAGGCUUUACAGCAUGCAGAACUCGGCUCCGCUACGCACGAGAUCAAACAAAGAGCGAACGAGCUUGCCCAAACCUUUCUUGACUAUUGUGAGGCACAGCGAGACGUGAGGCUUUCGAGCAAUAAAGCUCAUAACGAGCCUUCUCUGCAGGGCACAACUUUCGGCGGCUAUGAAUCACCUGCUGCAGCUCAGAAGAUCACGAGAGACGCACAACGUGGUAUGAGCCUUGAUGUUGAUAGAGUCCGACAUAGUAUUGACAAAAUCCGACACAAGAUUAGGAACGAAUCGACCACUUCCCGAGCAAAUGAUCCCAAACAGCAAUCCGAUAGAACGAGAUUCGAUCCACAGGACAAGAAAUUGAGUGCCAUAAUUGGCAGUCAUACCACAGACACUCGGCAGGCCUUGAGUAGUGUACCGAGCCUGGUUGUGUUUGGAAGUGCUGACCACUUCACAUCUUCGAGGAAGGCUAGAAACUGGUGCCAGGCGAUCAAAGAAAAACCCGGGUCGAAGCUACAGUUUCAUGAGGUUGCGGAAGCUGGUCACUUUUGGCAUGAUGAAAACAUCGGAUCUAUGAUGAGGAAACUGGCAGCAGACUGGCUCCAGGCUAUACUCGAACAGCAGCGAACAGCUCUUGGCUGA